AUGCUCCAGCUGCCAUCUUUUUCUUUACUUCAAGCAAGGAAGAGCUUAUCCGUGUUGCAAACAGCGGCGGUGAGCAGAGCCAAGGGCGCACCUCUCGUCAUCGAGGACAUCGUCGUGGAUCCACCCAAGGCGUACGAGAUCCGCAUGAAGGUCCUCUGCACCUCCCUCUGCCACACCGACAUCACCUUCUGGCGCGGCAAGGAGGACUUCCCGCUCCCGCCCGUGUUCCCAAGGAUCUUAGGCCACGAGGCGUACGGGGUGGUGGAGAGCGUGGGGGAGCGCGUGGAGGGGUUCGCGGCGGGGGACACGGUGGUGCCGACGUUCCUGGGGCAGUGCGACUCGUGCGGCGGCUGCGCGUCGGCGGGGAGCAACAUGUGCUCCGCGCUGCCGUUCGUCGUCGGCCCCGGGAUGCGCCGCGACGGCACCACCCGCUUCAGGGACAGCCAGGGGGAGCCGCUGCACGACUUCCUCGCCGUCUCCAGCUUCAGCCAGUACACCGUCGUCGACGUCAACCAGGUCGUCAAGGUCGACCCCGCCGUGCCGCCCAAGCUCGCCUGCCUCCUCGGCUGCGGCGCCGGCACCGGGGUCGGGGCUGCGUGGAGGUUGGCCAAGGUGCAGCCUGGAUCGUCGGUGGUCAUCUUCGGGCUCGGAGCGGUGGGAUUGUCGGUGGCACAAGGCGCAAAGAUGUGCGGAGCAGCCAAGAUCAUCGGUGUUGAUUUGAACCCUGACAAAGAAGAACUCGGCAAGGAAAAAAUUCGGCGUGACAGAUUUCGUGAACCCGUCAAAACUCGGCGAGAGCCCACUCAGCCAGUCGUUCUCAUUUCGCUUCUUGACAAAGUUCAGGUGAUCAUCGAGAUGACCGGCGGCGGAGCCGACUACUGCUUCGAGUGCAUCGGCGCCGCGUCCGUCAUGACCGAGGCGUUCAGAAGCGCUAAGCAGGGGAAUGGCAAGACGGUGAUCCUGGGGUUGGAGAAGGACGGGAAGCCGAUCAGCCUGCCGUCCAUCGAGUUCCUCUUCGGCAAGUGCGUCAUGGGGUCGCUCUUCGGGGGGAUGAAGCCCAAGACCGACAUCCCGAUCCUCGCCGAGAAAUGCAUGAACAAGGAGCUGGAGCUGGAGAAGCUGAUCACGCACGAAGUGGGCCUGCAGGAGAUCAACACGGCCUUCGACCUGCUCCUGCAGGGGAAGAGCCUCAGGUGCAUCAUCUGGAUGGACAAGCUGGAGGUGUGA
Messenger RNA from Triticum turgidum subsp. durum (durum wheat), 1227 nucleotides. Lineage: Eukaryota; Viridiplantae; Streptophyta; Magnoliopsida; Poales; Poaceae. The record is from the annotation of a GenBank genome assembly.